Molecule: messenger RNA, 727 nt
Organism: Nestor notabilis (Kea)
Lineage: Eukaryota; Metazoa; Chordata; Aves; Psittaciformes; Psittacidae
Product: receptor expression-enhancing protein 1-like
Exons: 7
Coding region: 77-598 (173 amino acids)
Biological process (GO): endoplasmic reticulum tubular network organization
Cellular component (GO): endoplasmic reticulum tubular network; endoplasmic reticulum membrane; cytoplasmic microtubule
Molecular function (GO): microtubule binding
Source: RefSeq, a predicted model, not a curated record
AUUUGGCACUCUUUACCCUGCAUAUUAUUCUUACAAAGCCGUGAAAUCAAAGGACAUCAAAGAAUAUGUCAAAUGGAUGAUGUACUGGAUCAUAUUCGCGCUCUUCACGACAGCAGAGACGUUCACGGACAUCUUUCUAUGCUGGUUUCCAUUCUACUAUGAACUCAAAAUAGCUUUUGUAGCUUGGCUGCUGUCUCCAUACACAAAAGGCUCCAGCCUCCUGUACAGGAAAUUUGUUCAUCCAACACUGUCUUCAAAAGAAAAGGAGAUCGAUGACUGCCUUGUCCAGGCCAAAGACCGGAGCUACGAUGCCCUUGUCCACUUUGGGAAGCGGGGGCUGAACGUUGCAGCCACUGCAGCCGUGAUGGCAGCUUCGAAGGGACAGGGGGCCCUGUCUGAGAGACUAAGGAGCUUUAGCAUGCAGGAUCUCUCGACGAUCCGCGGAGACAGCAGCAGCACUGUUCCUCCUUCGGUCACUGUACGAACAAGUAGCAAACAGAGCCACCCAAAACCAUCCCGAAGUGCAUCGGAAGGCACUGGCAGCUCAGUGUGCACGUGUUGCUCGGUGUGCCGGCUCCUCAGAGGGAAAAGAAGCUGAUCGCCAUCGUAUAAUAAAUACCUGCUCUUACUAAGUGGUGUGCAAACCUCUUUAAUAUUAAUUAUCCCAAGGAAAGGCUUAACUUUGGAGUGACUUUAUCUUCCAUUACAAUAAUACAAUACCUGAUCC